AACUGGAAAUCGGGUGCCACGACAGUAUUUGUUAUGAUCGCUGGUUUUUUAUACUGAUUUUUUUAAAGAAAAUGGCACCAACAAUUGGAGUAAAUUUACGAGUUACUGGCCAUUGUAAUCAGGGUGGGAGAAAGUAUAUGGAAGAUGCAUUUGUUGUGGCGUAUCAACAAACUGAGGAUGAAAAGGACCUCGAGUAUGGUUAUUUCGGAAUCUUUGAUGGACACGGAGGGCGCGAAGCUGCUCUUUAUGCUAAAGAACAUCUUAUGAAUCAUAUCGUAAAUCAAAAGAACUUUUGGUCAGAUAACGAUGAAUUAGUGUUGAAAGCAAUCAAAGACGGGUUUCUUACCACACAUUUUGAUAUGUGGAAGGAAGUUGAUAAAUGGCCAAGAACAUUUUCUGGACUGCCGAGUACUUCAGGGACAACUGCAAGUGUAGCCUUCAUCAGACAUGGAAAAAUGUACGUUGGUCAUGUAGGCGACUCAAAAAUUGUUCUGGGAUGCCAAAACAAAGACUCAGAUGCUUGGGUUGCUCAGCCUCUUACUAAAGAUCACAAGCCAGAAUCCCCUUCAGAAAGGGAGCGUAUCCACAGCGUGGGAGGUUCUGUGAUGAAUAAAGCAGGUGUAGACAGGGUCGUGUGGAAGAGACCUCGUAUUGGUCACAAAGGACCAGUUCGACGAAGCACACAUUUUGAUCGUAUUCCUUUCCUGGCUGUUGCCAGGUCACUUGGUGAUUUAUGGAGCUACAAUUACUUCCAAGGAGAAUUUGUGGUAAGUCCAGAACCGGAUGUAGCCAUGGUUACCCUGGACCCAAAGCGAGAUCGUUGUAUAGUUCUAGCAUCAGAUGGGUUGUGGAAUAUGAUGACUCCUCAGGAUGCUGUGAGAAUUGUUCAAGAAGCUGAACAUGAAAAUGAGCAGCUUAUUCUAGAAGCUGGGCAAACAUUUUUAAUGGGUAAACCUGUUAGUAACCCAUCUAAACUGCUGGUGGAUAGAGCUUUGACCCGAUGGUAUAGCUUGAAAAUGCGUGCUGAUAAUACAAGUGUAAUCACAGUUAUGUUGGACCCCCCAGGCCCUCCUAAGAGUGAAGUGCUACUUCGUCAACGCAUGAUGCAGAGGUUAAGACCUCGUGAAGAACAAACAGAAAUUAUUCCAGAUAGUACUACUCCUACAGAAAAUGAGGCAGUUGACAUAAAGGUCAAGAAACCUUCAGAGUCAAGUUCAUUCAAAGAGUUUGAAAGUUCAGAUUCUGCUCAAGAAUACAAAUUACCAUGUCUCCCAAGACCUGUUGUCCUUUCACCCAAGAAGGUUGUUGUUGUGAAGCGUACAGAAUCUGAUGCUACAGAAAAUGAUACUGAUUCGUAUAUAAAGCCAAAUGCUGGGUGGCCAUCUCAUUCUUUUGGUAGGACAAGCCCCAAUCAUGAUUGCUGUAAGAUUGGUUGUUCUUGUCAUUUACUCAAUUCUGUUGCAAAGCAUGUCAACCCAUCAGCGAAUGAAGCUCGUCCUCCUGGCAGCUCUUUAAGCAACAUAUUGAAAAUUGUGGAUAAAAAAAUUAAAACCUUUUCUAGUAAAGAGGAAAACUUCAAGAAUCUCCCAGAGUAUAUGUAUGAGAAAUCAUGCAAAUCUUUACCAGAAAAGCCAUCUAACUCUUCUGACACAGUAGAAAACAGCAUAACUGUAUGUAAUUUUCACGCAGAAAAAAAAAUUGACACAAGUCCUAACACAGACAGUGCAGUUAAAUUGUUGAUGGACACACAUCGAAAGCCUGUUGAACAACAAGAAAGCCACGUAGAUACUGCACAUUGUAGACCAGUUUUCACACCCAUUCUUAGUAUGAAAAGGAAGAUGUCUGCUGAAGAAAGCUCUAGUUUUAUACCUUUGAAACACCUCAGAGCAAAUACAUGGACAGGACAGCCUCUUUCUAGCUGUAAGAUGAUAAACAGAAAUGUAUACCUGCAUUCCACAAGAACACGUUUGCGCAUUCGCAAAGUAAAGGUAUGAAGAGUCAAUAACAGGGAAGUUCCCAUCUCUUGUACCUAGUUGCCUUGUAUUACUACAUAUAGAUGAAUAUUUCAUUGUUAUUUUAAUUUUCGUAUACAAACAGUGCAUCAAAGAUGGUUUAUUUUUGAAAAACAUACCAAAUUUUUCUUAAACAGAAUUAUUGAUUGCAGUGAAUUAUAAAUAUUUCAAUAUCAGCCUGCAAAACAAAAUAUUUAAAGAAUUUUCUUUCUCUGAAUUACUUUUGACACAUGGUAUUUUGUAAAUAGAAUGGUUUUAGUCAGAAUGUAAAAAAGUGCAAGACGUUGAAAAUAUUUUAAGGAGAACUGUGUCUUUGUGAUUGACUAUUUAUUUAAAAUUUUUAUUGAUUCAGUUGGAAAAUUACUUGAGACAAAAUUCAGCUCAGUCAUGUAGGCUGUUUUAUAGAUUUUGUAUUUUUACAGUUAGUACACAUUAAGGAUGAUGUCAGGUUCAAGAAGUCUUAAUAUAAAAUGAUAAAAACCAUAUAACUCAGGUUGAAUGGUUUCUAUCAUUUUAUGUUAAGACAUGUAUAUACAGUCGAACCCCGACUUACUCAGGGAAUAUGUUCCUGAAAAACUCCCUGUAAGUUGAAACCGUGUAACUCGAGGCAUUAAGUCCAUGAAGAAUUUCAUCAAAUAACUCCACAUUAUGAUCUUCAGUGUCAGUUCUAGUAACAAUGCUUGAGCUGGAAGUACUUGGCUGUUGAUUGUCCUCCCCAUGGUUGACAUUUCUAUCUUUUCCUUUACUUUAUAUUUAGCUUGUGAUGAGUGCUAACAUUUUUUCUGUAACUUCAAAACUUUGGCAACAAAUUCCAUUAUUGUACAUGUCUGUUCUCACACACAAAAUUGGCUCAGUAGAACUUGGUCUAAGCUGGUUUCUUGCCUUUGUCUUAACAUUUGUUAGAUGUGAAAAAACUUGUUCAGCAAAUACAAUAUUAAGAGGAAUACAGUAGGAGUUCAAAGCAAUGGUUGCUAACUCUUUAUAACAUUUUUCUCCAACUGCAUUUUCAUAAUUCAACACAAAAGCUCAAAACUCAACUGGAUUUGAUGGAAUUUGUGAGCCAGGAAAUUACUAUCGCCAAUUAGUUUUCAUAGAGAUACAUUCAUAUUGAUUAGCCACUUUCAUUAUAUCAAGUUUUUCUUCUUUAGCUAACUGUUCAUGGGGAAGAUCUCUGAAUUGUGGCUUAAUUUGGCUAAAGGAAACACUAGGAUUAAAAUAUUUCAUAUAUUCCAUUUUCAUUGUUGUCUUAUCAAUCUGGUUUAUUGCCUCGAGUAAAAAGUCAUGGCAGCAUUGCUGAAUGACUAGUUUUAUAUCACUGCUUAUUUUGUUACAUUUCAAGUGAUGUUCAAAUUUAUCUCUAAGUUUACCAUCACUUAAUGACCAGAGCAAUUUUCUCUGAUGAAAAUCUUUGUACACUUUGUGGAGUAAAAAGUUUCUUAGUUCUUCGAGAUCCUGAAAUACCUUGCUGAGAUCAGGAUUUGAUGCCUGGUAUGCAGCAUUGAGUGAUUCAAAAUUUUAAAUCAUUGGACAAACAAAGGUAAGAUAAAGUUUAUUAACUUCAUCAAGGAGCAUUUUCGAAAGGCAUGCAUCAUAGUUUCUCUCACGAAUUGAGCAGAAGUAGGCUUUAAGUUCUUCCCAUUGUUCUAAGUUUAUUCACGUGCAUUUUCCACGCACAAGCCAUUGAGUUUUACUUGGUGUAACAAACUUGUCAAAGUGUUCAUUUCCAUUGUUCAUUGUUUGUAUUCCUCUCGAUGCAAAGAACUUAAACUGAACCAUUGAGAAACUUCAGAAAUCAGGUAAUUUAAGUUGGAAGACAAAACUUUAAAUGCUUUUUCACAGUACAAUGCUAAACUGUGACAAUUACAUUUCACAAAUUUAAUGUUAGGAUUCACAUCCCUAAAAAACCUUGAAAAAACUAAACUAAAAUCGUCACUGACAUUGUUUGCACCAUCAGUACCUAAACCAAUGCAACUUAUAUCAAUAUUAUUCAAACUUAAAAAAGUCUCUAAUAACACUGAAUAGACUUUAUCCUGUUGUAGAUAUGACAGGAAUCAUACCUAGGAAAGAAGUUUGUACUUUUUGCAGUUUCUUAGAAAAGUAUCUUACACACAAAUACAAAAGCUUUUUAACACUCACAUUUUAAGAUUCAGCAAUUAACACUGAAUAUAUUUUGUCUUUUACAUCAUUUAUUAGCUCUUCAAAUAAUGACAAUGAAACAUUUCUUAUUAGGCACAUACACUUUGAAUAAUGCAGUUGAACAUUUUCAAGAAUGCUUCCUUUACAGUAACAUGCUAUUUAUUCUGUUUGGUGAUUUAUUGAUAGAACACUACAGUGACAAGCUGUUGAAACACUAUACUUUAUUUCAAAUUCUUUGAGUUCCCUUCUUGGGUUAACAGUGCUUCUCUUGUAAGUGUCGGUUAGUUUUCCUGUAUUGGUAAAUGCAUUAACAUUCUUUCUGUGCUUUACUGUUUUCUCAUGCUCUUCAAUUUCCAUAUAUUGGACAGAAUGCACUUACAUCAUUUACGAAAACAAGCAUUGUUAUUCCGAGAAAGCCACUCAAAUUGCUGUUACUAUUCCUUAUUGUAAUUUUUAAUUGCAUUAAAAGUAUUUUCCACUUACCCAUCUUGUUGAAAGGUAGCUUUUUCAGAUCACUAAAAACUGUUACUAAAUAAUAUUUAGCAUGUGAAUAUUACAAACUACGAUGACACCAAUGAAGGUACUGCACUCGUGAGGCAGAGGCGGCUAGUCUCGACCAAUCAUAAGAUGAGACCUUUGUAGUAACAUGUUUGUAUGUGAUAUAAACUUGAAUGAGCUGCAACAUAAUGUUUAAAACACAUUCAAGCCCAUAACUUUUCUUAAUUCAAAGGAGCCUAAAAAGGACAAUUCUAGACUGUUCUUUUUAUUUCAAAAAUUAUUGGACAAGUGAGUCUCAAAUGGGACAGGCUUUGCAACCCAACAUUGGUCACAUUAUAUAAAGCACAUACACUGGAAUCAGUAUAACUCGAACCCGUGUAACUGGGGUCCAACUGUAUUAAUGUACUAUGUACAUCAUGUAGGGUUUUUGUUUGUUUUUUCUCACUUACAACAAAUUUCUAUUACUAUAGUUAUUUUAGUAAAAUCUAAGACACAAAUUUUGUUAAGGUAAUUUCUUUUUAAUUAGUUAUAAUUUAUCAGUCUGCAUUUUAGUUCCAUACAAUCAACAAGACUGUUGUAAAUAUAUAUAUAUGGAGAAUUGUGUAUUAUCUUUAAAUCUUGGGAGCAAUAAAAUACUUCAUCAGAAGCUGCA
Messenger RNA from Limulus polyphemus (Atlantic horseshoe crab), 5298 nucleotides. RefSeq lists its product as uncharacterized. The transcript has 6 exons. The record is from RefSeq and is a predicted model, not a curated record. Gene Ontology annotation, molecular function: mitogen-activated protein kinase binding; protein serine/threonine phosphatase activity; cation binding. Gene Ontology annotation, biological process: protein dephosphorylation. Gene Ontology annotation, cellular component: cytosol; nucleus. NCBI's taxonomy places the organism in Eukaryota, Metazoa, Arthropoda, Merostomata, Xiphosura, Limulidae. Bases 72 to 1994 code for a protein of 640 amino acids.